AUGAAUAAAUGGCUUAAAAAAAGAUAUAAAAAAUAGUUAGUAAUUUCAAAAUUACCAAUAGUGUUACUACAGAUAUUUUAGCUAGAGGACUUGAUUUUGAUGAUGUUCAUUUUGGUUAUUUAAUUUGAUCAACCUGAAGAUCAUAGUAACUUAGAUCAGGUAGAACAGCAAGAUAAGAAAAAUAUGGAAAAGCAAUUCAAUAACUUGAAUAACAUGAUAGAGGAUUUUAUUAAUUCAUAGGUUAAUCAAAAGGCUAAGCAGCGUUUAUUUCAUUUAUUUGCAGUUACGAUAAGAGAAAUAAAGAUAAGAAAUUAGAAGAUAGAAAAAUGCAAUAAUAAUAAGUAUCUAAGAAAUAAGAAAAAACCAUUAAGAUUAUCAAAUCUAUUCUAAAAGAAGGUUAAAUAAUAACAUGAUUAUGAAGAUGAUAAAGAAAUUAUGAAAGUUAUUGUUAAUAUUGAUCUUAAGAAGUAAAAUCUAGUCAAGUUAGAAAUAAUGCAAAAUCAAUGUAAAAAAAUUUAAGAAAGAAAUUAAGAAUUUUUAUGCAUAAGUAUUUAUAAUAUGCUGAUUAUGAUAAAGAUGAAUUGUGAUGUAAAUAUUAAUUUUUAAUUAUAUCUAUAAAUUAUUAUUGUAUAUAAAAUGCUGAAUAGACAAAUAAAAUCUAAGAAAGUUAAGAAUCUGAUUAAGAAAUUUAAUGCAGAGGAUGAAGAUGAACAUUAAGAGGAACAUGAAAGUUAACAAGAAGAAGUACAAUAAUAAACAAAACAAUCAUUAAAAUAAUUGUUAUCUGGUGUUAUUAAGAGAGAUGUUAAAAGUGACAAGGCUAUUAUGGCAGAUAAAUAGAAAAUAUUAAAUGAACUCACAAGUGAAAAAUAAAAACAAAAAGAAAUUGGAAUAAAGAAAAGCAUUAAAAAGUUAGAAAAAUUAAACAUAGUAGGGCUGUUGUUGAAAAAGGACAUAUUGAUCCAAGAGUAUCAACCAAUAGAGAUUAAGAAAGAGAGUUGAAAGUUAUUGCAGCUAAAGGUUUGGUUAAAGUAUUCAAUGUACUUGCUGAAAUGAGAUAGAAAUAAAAUGAAUGAGUUU
Messenger RNA from Paramecium pentaurelia, 1080 nucleotides. NCBI's taxonomy places the organism in Eukaryota, Ciliophora, Oligohymenophorea, Peniculida, Parameciidae. The record is from the annotation of a GenBank genome assembly.